AUGCCUCGUGUUUGUUUAUUUGAUCUAUUACCUGUUGAAUUAUUACAAAUGUUAUUUAAUUACUUUUUAGCACAUGAAAUUUUUCUUAGUUUUUCUGAUAUUAGUGAUUAUGUUAAUGAUGCUCUACGUUCUUAUUUUAAAUAUCAAUUGGAUUUAAAAUCAAUAGAAAAAUCUCAAUUGAAUUUUGUUUACCAUCGUAUUCGACCUGAACAAAUUAUUUCAUUAACACUCUCUCAUGACAAUGAUGUAUCUCAUUUAUCUAUGAAUUUCUUAUCUGUUUUUCGACUUGAACAAUUCAUUCGAUUACGAUCAAUUACAUUCAUUGAUAUCAAAUAUGAAUUCAUAGAACCAAUUUUUAAUGAUUUACAUAAACUAUUGGAAUUACAUUCGCUUUCAUUUGAUAUUGAAAAGAUAAAAUAUAAAUAUGAAAUAUUCAAUAUUAAUUUUUCAACAAAAUUCAAUCGAUUAAAUUCGUUUUUAUAUAAUGUAUUCACUCAAAUACUACCUCGACUAACGUGUAUACAUUUAAACAAUGGAAAUCUUUUGAAAUCGAUAUCAUUACCUUAUCUUCAUCAUUUAAAACUUAAAAAAUGUUCACUUGAUCAAUUUGAAGGAAUUUUUCAAUAUGCACCACAACUUAAAUCACUUGAUGUUUGUCUACGAUUUGAGAAUCAAUUUUCUCAGAUCAUCAUAUCAUCAUCUCAAUUAAUUCGAUUUAGUCUAACAAUUGAGAAUUAUUCUAUAUCAAUGAAUCAAUUGAAGCAAAUGCUACUAAAUUUACCUUAUCUCAAAUAUUUUGAAGUGAAUGCUAAUGGUAGAAAUCUUGCUGAUGGACAGCAAUGGCAAAUAUUAACUAGAAAUCUUAUUACAUUUAAUUUUAAAUUUAAUACAGAUCUUGAUCGAAAUGAACUAGAUCUACAUUCAUUUCGUACACAAUAUUGGCUCGAAGAAAAAUGUUGGUUUGUAGCAUAUCAAAAUAAUUGUCUAUUUUCAGUUCCUCGAAUUGUAUCAACUCACGUCAUAAUAUCUUCUUCUACAUAUGUCUAUACUACAGCAUCGGAUAUAACAUAUAUCAAUGAGAAUAUAAAGAAAUUGAUUGUCAAAGCAAUACCUAUUCAAAAUCAAAUUCGAUAUACAGAUAUUGAAAUAUUAAAUCUUCAAUGUUCAAUUUCAUAUGAAGAACUUAUGUUUAUUAUAGAUUUAAGACAAGUAAAACAUUUAUUUAUAUUAUCAUUAGAUGAUCUAUUAAAAUUUAUACCACUCGAACAAAUACUUCCUUGUAUAAGUAAAUUAACAAUCUUAAAUGAUUUGACUAUGAAUAUGAUUAAACAAAUGAGAUAUUAUCAAUUUGAACAGAUUCAUGAACUUGAUAUAAGUCUUAGUUAUGAAAACAAAAACUAUAUCAUGAAAGAAAUAGUUUAUAUAUUUCCAUUUAUUAAACAAAUUUCAUAUAGAAAUUAUAUUCAUUCAAUACAAGAUAUAGUUCAUUUUAUUUAUGGAUUUAGAUAUUUACGAAGUACAUAUUUUUAUACUUAUUUGAUAUUUCCUAAUAUCGAACGAAAUAUUUAUCUCAAUCGAAAAUUUCCUAUUGAUAUUACCUGGCAACUUCUUGAAGAUAAUGAUUUUUUAUAUCAUAUUUUUUCUUCAUCCAAUUGUAAAUCAAUUAAAAUUUCAGUGAGAUUAACUUUUACAAUGUAG
Rotaria sordida is the source of this 1698-nucleotide messenger RNA. The record is from the annotation of a GenBank genome assembly. Lineage: Eukaryota; Metazoa; Rotifera; Eurotatoria; Philodinida; Philodinidae.